Messenger RNA from Huiozyma naganishii CBS 8797, 1116 nucleotides. It is a transcript of the gene AIM24, whose product is annotated as Aim24p. NCBI's taxonomy places the organism in Eukaryota, Fungi, Ascomycota, Saccharomycetes, Saccharomycetales, Saccharomycetaceae. Gene Ontology annotation, cellular component: mitochondrial inner membrane. The record is from RefSeq and is a predicted model, not a curated record. The transcript has a single exon. The coding region runs from base 1 to 1116 and encodes 371 amino acids. Gene Ontology annotation, biological process: inner mitochondrial membrane organization.
AUGAUUAGGUACACGUUCAAGAGGCAAUUGUGUACUACGUUGCGAAGGUACCAAAGCGUGGUGGCGGGGACUGCCGGUGGUGGCCAGGAGGGUGUUCGAGGGGCAAUCCAGUUGAUCAAUUCUCCACCGACGAUGGCUGCUGUCACUGUCACCGCAGACGUGCCCGUAUUUGUGAGAAGAGGGUGUCUUGUUUCAGUGCAUUCCCCAGGCUCCUCUGCUGUCAAGCAACUGAAAUUGUCCAAGGAGUUCUUGGAUCUGUGGUCGAGUUUGAUCAAGUACGCUUCCAUCCGUGGAUCCAUCUACUACAAGUUAUCGCUUCCUAGAGGUUCUUCCCCCUGUAAGUUGCUCGUUUCGACAAACAACUGUCUGAACAAAAACUUUCAAACUACCCUGUACCAGCUUAAAUUGGACGGUACCAAAGACUGGAAUAUACACGGUUCCGACUCAAUAGUAGCGUUUGAACGAAACACGUCGCUAGAAGUGAAAUCCUCUGUGCAGUAUCUCAAUUUCCGGAAAUACAAGAAUGGGAACAACUUUACCGUAGUCAAGGGUAGGGGCAAUCUGCUCAUCAAUGGGGUUGGGUCUAUUGUCAAAGUGGACCUGAAGACACCGCAGGAUGAAUUACUGGUCAACUACAGGAACCUGCUCGGGAUCAGCGGGUCGACUCAGUUGGAUAUCAACCAAUCCAUAAACAACCGUGUCCUGACUGCCACAGGAGGGGACUCCUCUGGCCUGUACAAACCUCAACAGCUGCCAAAUUGGCGCAACAGUCUAGAGGGGGUCUGGGACUACACAGCAACACUUACCCAAAAUUGCUUGAGUUGGAUCACUUACCGGUACAGAACGUGGAGACAUGGAUACCCUGUGAAUUUUAUUGCGGUGAGGGGCCCCCGCUCCCUUCUGCUGCAAAGCUUCAACAACACGAUGACGGGCAGCAUCUCCGAUUACAGUAUUGAGGAACAACAGAUGAUUCUGAGCGAUGAAGUUGUCGCAUUGAACAAUGAGAACAAAGCUGAGGACAGCACCGGCAACCCGAAAUACUGGAAUGUAUAUGUGCAGCAAAAUGGCCGUAUAGACUUUAAACCCACGAACAGCUUUCUUUCAAGGGACAAGUAG